UCACCUCCCCCUCGCAUCAUCUCCACAACAUGGGAAGGAUACAUCCUGCAUCCCUCUCCGCAGGCUGUCCCCUCCUUCAGUCUAUCAUGAAUGCUGCUGCCAGGAUCGUCCACCUUACUAAUCGCUCAGUGUCCUCCACCCCUCUCUGCCAAUCCCUCCACUGGCCUCCACUCAGUGCCCUCCACCCCUCUCUGCCAAUCCCUCCACUGGCCUCCACUCAGUGCCCUCCACCCCUCUCUGCCAAUCCCUCCACUGGCCUCCACUCAGUGCCCUCCCACCCCUCUCUGCCAAUCCCUCCACUGGCCUCCACUCAGUGCCCUCCACCCCUCUCUGCCAAUCCCUCCACUGCCUCCACACUCAGUGUCCUCCCCCCCCCUCUCUGCCAAUCCCUCCACUGGCCUCCACUCAGUGCCCUCCACCCCCUCUCUGCCAAUCCCUCCACUGGCCUCCACUCAGUGUGCCCUCCACCCCUCUCUGCCAAUCCCUCCACUGGCCUCCACUCAGUGUCCUCCACACCCUCUCUGCCAAUCCCUCCACUGGCCUCCACUCAGUGUCCUCCACUCCUCUCUGCCAAUCCCUCCACUGGCCUCCACUCAAUGUCUGCCCCCCCCCCCUCUCUCUGCCAAGCCCUCCACUGGCCUCCACUCAGUGUCCUCCACCCCUCUCUGCCAAUCCCUCCACUGACCUCCAUUCAGUGUCCUCCACCCCUCUCUGCCAAUCCCUCCACUGGCCUCCACUCAAUGUCUGCCCCCCCCCCUCUCUCUGCCAAGCCCUCCACUGGCCUCCACUCAGUGUCCUCCACCCCUCUCUGCCAAUCCCUCCACUGACCUCCAUU
Messenger RNA from Staurois parvus, 835 nucleotides. The record is from the annotation of a GenBank genome assembly. Lineage: Eukaryota; Metazoa; Chordata; Amphibia; Anura; Ranidae.